Messenger RNA from Paramecium tetraurelia, 1545 nucleotides. RefSeq lists its product as uncharacterized. NCBI's taxonomy places the organism in Eukaryota, Ciliophora, Oligohymenophorea, Peniculida, Parameciidae. The record is from RefSeq and is a predicted model, not a curated record. The transcript has 4 exons. Gene Ontology annotation, biological process: peptidyl-serine phosphorylation; endocytosis; signal transduction. Gene Ontology annotation, molecular function: ATP binding; protein serine/threonine kinase activity. Gene Ontology annotation, cellular component: cytoplasm; nucleus.
AUGAAAUCACCUAUAAGAAAGGAAAAGAAACAUCAAACUCAUAAUCCUACUUCUUAAUAAGAGUAAUUCCAGUAGAAAUUACUAUACCCAGGAUAGAUUAUAGCAGGAAGAUUCAAGUUGAUUGAGAAAGUAGGACAAGGUAGUUUUGGAUCGAUUUUUAAGACUGAAAAUAUAGAGACAGGGGAAAUCUGUGCAUCUAAAUUUGAAAAGCGAGAAUCGCAGAAAAAUAGUAUGAGUUUGUUGGUGAGGGAAAUAAAGAUUUUGUUGGAACUGAAAGGGAUCGCAGGGUUUCCAUAGAUUCUGCAUUACGGAAGGGAUGAGAAUUACAAUUUCUUCAUGAUUACAUACUUGGGUUAGAAUUUGGAGAACUUGAUAAGAAAAACCAAGAAGUUCUCAUAAAUAAAUUGUCUGAGGAUAGGAUUACAAUUAUUGGAGAGAUUGGAGCAAUUGCAUUUGAAGAAUUUGAUUCAUAGAGAUUUGAAACCGGAGAAUAUAGUGAUAGGAUGGUAAGACAUUGAUGUGGUGUAUCUGAUUGAUUUUGGAUUGUCGAAAUAUUACAAAGAUAAUCAUGGAAAUCAUAUUCCUAUGAUUGAGAAGAAGGGUAUAAUAGGGACUGCCAGAUAUGCGAGUAUUGGAGCACAUUUAGGUAGAGAGUAAUCGAGAAGAGACGACUUGGAAUCCUUGGCAUAUGUACUCAUUUAUCUGAAUAAAGGGAAAUUACCAUGGAUGAACUUGCCUAUCCAAGAUAAAUCAAUAAAAUAUAGCAAAAUACUUGAAUAAAAACAAUCUAUUUCUCAUGAGAAGUUGUGUGAUAAUCUACCUAAAUGCUAUUAUUUAUUAUUACAACAUGCUAAAUCUAGGGAAUAUACUGAAUAACCUAAUUAUGCAUACAUAAAAGAGUAAUUUUCAAAAGCAUUAGGUGAUUUAGAGUACAUGGACAACAUCUCUUUUGAUUGGGAGAAGUUACCUGAAAUGAAAUCUAAGAAAUCAAGAAGAUCUAAUUCACAAAAAAGAACAACCGACAAAAAACCAAGGAUUUCUAUUACCAAAGAACAUUCAAUUGUUCACGAAUCUAAAUAAUAAUAACUGCCACCCUUACAAUUAGUCUAACAGACUCAACAGAAAAGUCAGGUUUCCUUUCUUAAUGUGCCUGAUCUAGACAGUUAAUCUCCAGAUAAGCAAUCAGGACUCGAAAGAAAAAGCAGAGGGUACUUAAGCAGAGGGAGUGCAGGAACUACUAGAUUGAUGAAUUAUGAUCUUAGUUAGAUUGAGGAGGAUGAAAAUGAUGGAGACAAUCAGAACCAUACUCCUUUUCUGAAUGUGAAGAAACAGAGAAAGGAUCUCAAAAGCCUUUCAGUCAUGUCUCAAAAUCAAGUAUUGAAAUUCACUACAUUUUGCAAACAAGCUGGCAAAACUAUGAAAGAAUAACAGAUUGAGGAAGUCAAUCAAUUUUAUGGGUCUUUUGAUAAUCUAGAUCUAAUUGCAAAUGAUGAAAUCCAUAUCUAGAUUCACAACAUUGGAGCAUUUUCAUUUAAAAAACAUUGA